Schistosoma intercalatum is the source of this 2883-nucleotide messenger RNA. NCBI's taxonomy places the organism in Eukaryota, Metazoa, Platyhelminthes, Trematoda, Strigeidida, Schistosomatidae. The record is from the annotation of a GenBank genome assembly.
AUGUUAAAUGAAGGAAUGGCAGCGUCUGAAGUCACGAGUCCAACAGCCAUCCAAGAUGAUUUAAAGGAUGAAAGCUUGGAGGCUACUGUAUCUCUGGAUAAACUCAUAAUGGGAGGUGCACCAAAGUCAUCGGGAUCAGUGUCUACUAGUGAUGAUCAUGUGCCUGCCACAACUUACGUUACAAUCCAUCUCCCGGACGGAACCCAAGGAUCAACUCUGAGUCAACAAAAAUUGCAGGAACUUAUCAUGCACUUGUCCCAGUCUGGUCAGAUUCAACUACGAGAAGAUAGCAAGAUUGUGAUAGAUCUUAAAUUCAGCGGUAAGUCGGGUGACCAAGGGGUUCAAACAAAAUUGGAAAAUUCUUCGCUCCAACACUCUGCCGUAUCUAGUGGUACGGCAUCCCAAAUACAAACCAUAGCUUCCAGCAUCCCUCAUCGUGUUUUACAGGUUGGCAGCUCGGGUUCCGAUGGAGUUCAAAUUGUACGCACUAUACCUUCUUUCGUUAGUUCUACCACUCAAAUAAUUUCAUUUCCCACCGUCGCAACACAACAACCAGUCGCAGCCCAGUCAAGCAAUCCUAGACAACAAAUCCAGCAACAACCUACUUACAUUCUAGUCCCAGCAGCUCAGCUAGCAGGUGGUGGAGAGAAUCAGGUGUUUGCAAGCACACCUAUACGUGCUGUUACAGCAGGACACACAAUGCUUCGCACUUCUGGAAUAGGUAUUAAUAAUCAAAAUGUUAACACAAGCAGUGUUAAUUUAGGUUCAACUGAUCGAAGUAUUAUUCUAGUACAACAACCAGUUGCUGGGACUAGUAUUCACGUUGGUUCUACAGGUACAAUCGUUCCUGGUUCAAGUAGUGGUAGUGGUACCACUUUAGUUCCUUUACGACAAUUAGGCGUAUCUGCUUGUGGCGGCAAUGGAUUGGUGUCUAGUGCAGGUUCUACUCGUCUUAUUGGGUCAAAUGUUGGUAUUGAGCUGUUUUCGAGUACAGUUGGAUCACGAUCGUCCCAAGGUCAAGGAGGUUCAAUGGGAUUGGUAACAAUUUCAGCGAAUGCAGGUGUAUCUGGGUCCUCAUCCUCCGGAACUCCCCAGCGUGAGUCAACUUGGCAGCAAUAUGUCAAACAGUUCACGAAACUGGGUCCCUGUCCAAUCUGUGGGGAUAAAAUCUCUGGUUAUCAUUAUGGGAUAUUUUGUUGUGAAUCCUGCAAAGGCUUCUUCAAACGGACUGUUCAAAAUGCUAAAAGAUAUGCCUGUCAUCGCCCUAAUGCUUCUUCUCGAUGUGAAAUAAAUGUAGCUUCACGCAAGAAAUGUCCAGCUUGUCGCUUUCUAAAAUGUGUAGAUAAAGGGAUGCGUAUUGAAGCUAUUCGUUCGGAUCGUACACGUGGUGGACGUAGCAUGUAUCCUGGUUCACGUUAUCUGCGUCAGAUUGCAGCACGGGUUAGUGGGACUCACUCUGCUCCUGGUCUGGGCCUCUCUAAUUCAGCUAUGGAAUUUUCAACUUCAGAUCUCGAUGGGAGUAUGCUACGUGGAUUGACGGAUCAAAGUAUUAUGUCAGAUGAUGCGGAUCAACUUUCUUGCUCUGUUGUCGGACUUGCUGCGCAUACUUUAGGCCCUGAUGGUUUGCCAGCUUCAGAAGACGCGGGUGGUGGUGUUUAUCUGGAUCCUGGUGUUCUCGGUACUCAUGAUAAUGAUGAUGAAGAAAUAGAUUCUGGUAGUCUACGUGUUGAACCAAACAUUUUAGAAUGUGGAAGUGGAAUUGUCGGUGGUACUAAUUUCUCAACAAAUGUUUCGCCGUAUUUAGGUAGACAGGUAAUUAUCGGUGGUUCAAACGAGUCGAUUCCACGUACUAGAGAACAACUCCCAAAGAUUAUUCGGGAUAUUCUCCUUGUGGAGGAGACCAUAGAAGCGGAACCCGAAGAUUCACUAGAAAUCGAUGCUGCGGUUGCAUCAGAAACUGCAGCACCUGAGGGGGUUUCAGAUGACGAGGCAGCUGUGUACCGCGCACUGUUGAAUUUGGCAGACCAACGUUUAUAUCGAACAGUACGUUGGUCUCGAGCACUUCCAGACUUUUCUAUACUCGACACAGAUGAUCAAAUACUUUUAAUACAAAACUGUUGGGCAGACUUACUGUGUCUUGAUUGUUGCUGGCGCUCUUUGCCCACUCCUUCGGAAAUUCGUCUCACCUCAAGUAAAUGUAUCAAUCUUGAAGCUGCACGUGAAAUGGGUGCUGAAGAAAUAGUUGAGAGAAUUUUACAACUCACUCAAUCUUUAACAAGAUUACAACUGGAUAUUGUGGAAUAUGCAUGUUUAAAGGUCAUUGUGCUCAUGCAACCAGAUUUGAAUAAUUUAAAAGCAAGUUCUCAAGUUCGAUCCUAUCAAGAAUCUGUUCGACGAUUACUAAUGGAUUAUGUCACCAAGUCGUCACCUGAUAUAAAUGAUAAGUUUAACAAAUUGAUCAAUCGAAUUCCUGAACUACGCAAAACAAGUCAGGCUGCUCGUUUGAUGCUUGUUGAUUUGGAUCUAUCUUCUUAUUUAUCAACUAAUUCUCUUCUAAUGGAACUUUUACGCAGUGAUAUUCAACGAUAUACACCAAAUAAUGGAUCACACAAUUCGACAGAAUCUACAACAACAGUAUCAAUGCAAGGUUCUACCAAUUCCGGUAUAAAAACUGUCUCAGUCACUUUAGGGGCUGACACUGCAGAAAAUCAAGGGGAGAAUACUACAGUUACAAUGGUCCCAUCAUCAGGCGUUACUGAUUUAUUAUCAUUACCUAAUCAUACUACAAUUACAACAGUAACAGAGAGUAGACUAGAUGAAACGAUCACCAGUAAUAGUAAUACUUCACUGACUACUUCUGAAGUUGAUGUUAUUUCUAAAUAG